AUGGCAGCGCUCAAUUCGCGUUGGUGUGGCAUGGCUGUGUUCGUGUUUCUCUGGGUGUGCGCCUGGUUUGCGUCCUCGGUGACUGCAGGAGGCUGGUAUGGCGGCGCCAUUCGGGUCAAUGCUGGGGAGUCCAUUCAAGAUGCAAUCACCAGCGCUCAUCCGGGACAAUUGAUUUUGGUUGGCGCGGGCACGUACGCAGAACAGUUGACGAUCUCCACCGAUGGCCUACAGUUGGUGGGCCAAGGAGCCAUCCUGGUGCCUCCCAGUUCUUAUGGACAAAACACCUGUUCUGGCCUGGCCGGACCUGGCACAGAAGCCGGUAUAUGCGUAACAGGACAGGACAUUGAGCUGGCCGACUUUGUGGUGGAGCACAGGAAGGUCCUCUCGGUGGGCCGUACCGUGCAGGGCGUCCUGGUCACGGGUUUCGAAGUGCAAGGGUUCUCCGGACUAGACGUCGCAGUGGUGGGUGGUCAAGAUGUCCAGGUGAAAGCCAACAUGCUCUACGACGGCGCACAGUACGGCUGCUUGACCGUGGGCUCGAAGAGCAGCCGCAUCUACACCAACAACGUCGCCUCCACCACGGGAAAUCAGCUCUUCAUCGGCAUCUGCGCGGACGACAUGUCCGACGUGCAGGUCGCACAGAACCAUAUCGAUGGCUACUCGGUCGGACUUUGCAUUCAAACAGACGGCGCGUACAUGUACGGCAACGACGUGGCCAAUGCCUGCUACGGCGCCUUCGUGGACCCCGGCGUCACUGGCGCGCAGGUCAUCAGCAACCACAUCCACGACGGCAACCCUGUCUGCGCGACUGUGCCUGGCGGCGCCUUGAUCGGCAUUACCAUGCUCGGGGCCUUCGGGGCCCAGGUCCAGGCGAACCUCGUCGAGGGCAUGACGGCGGGCGGCACAAAUGGCAGCGCAGCCGGAAUCGCAAUCCUGAAUGACCCAGUGACGGGACUCAACUCAUCCAACAACGUGGUGACGGCAAAUGUCCUGCGUGAUAAUAACGUCGACAUCUUCGUGCAAACCCCCGGGCUGGGGAAUGUCGUGGAGGGGAACCAGUGCUCGACCCCAGCCGAGUUGUGCGGCUAG
Fonsecaea erecta is the source of this 1089-nucleotide messenger RNA. RefSeq lists its product as hypothetical. The transcript has a single exon. The record is from RefSeq and is a predicted model, not a curated record. Bases 1 to 1089 code for a protein of 362 amino acids. Lineage: Eukaryota; Fungi; Ascomycota; Eurotiomycetes; Chaetothyriales; Herpotrichiellaceae.